AUGCCCAAGAUCUACAAGCCAGGAAAGGUCGCCGUCGUCCUCACCGGCCGUCACGCCGGUAAGAAGGACUCGCAUCUGUCGUCUGGUCAGCAUGGUGCGGAAGGAAGAUCACUCGACUUGGUCGCCAGCCCGUUGCGGACAUCAGUACUCUUCCACCGAAUUACCAUCUCAUGUUCGGCAAAGCGUCUGCAACCCUCUCAGAGCAACGAUCCGACCUACAUCCGUACUUUUAUCGACACGGUAUUUUGUGCCAGCAACCUUCAACUGGGCCACACCGACAAUCCGCUAUCGCAGCGAGUCUCUCCAGCCGUUCCCGCCUCUUUGAUGCUGGUUGUCGUCAUCAAGCAGUUCGAUGACGGCUCCAAGGAGAAGGCUUUCCCCUACAUUGUUGCCGCUGGUAUCGAGCGAUACCCGCAGAAGGUGACCAAGCGCAUGGGGGCCAAGAAGAUCGCCAAGCGCUCCAAGGUCAAGCCUUUCGUUAAGGUCAUCUCGUACAACCACCUCAUGCCCACCCGUUACGCUCUCGAGCUCGAGGGACUUAAGGGUGCCGUUUCGCAGGAGACCUUCAAGGAGCCCUCGCAACGCGAGGAGGCCAAGAAGCAGAUCAAGGCCAUCUUCGAGGAGAAGUACACCUCGGGCAAGAACAAGUGGUUCUUCACCCCUCUCCGCUUCUAA
Moesziomyces antarcticus is the source of this 675-nucleotide messenger RNA. Its product is annotated as 60S ribosomal protein L27. Gene Ontology annotation, cellular component: cytosolic large ribosomal subunit; ribosome. The transcript is spliced from 4 exons. Gene Ontology annotation, biological process: translation. Gene Ontology annotation, molecular function: structural constituent of ribosome. Lineage: Eukaryota; Fungi; Basidiomycota; Ustilaginomycetes; Ustilaginales; Ustilaginaceae. The coding region runs from base 1 to 675 and encodes 224 amino acids. The record is from RefSeq and is a predicted model, not a curated record.